Saccharomyces paradoxus is the source of this 1431-nucleotide messenger RNA. RefSeq names its product mRNA splicing protein MSL5 (gene MSL5). The transcript has a single exon. Gene Ontology annotation, cellular component: nucleus. Gene Ontology annotation, molecular function: mRNA binding; zinc ion binding. Gene Ontology annotation, biological process: regulation of mRNA splicing, via spliceosome. The record is from RefSeq and is a predicted model, not a curated record. Bases 1 to 1431 code for a protein of 476 amino acids. NCBI's taxonomy places the organism in Eukaryota, Fungi, Ascomycota, Saccharomycetes, Saccharomycetales, Saccharomycetaceae.
AUGAAUUUUAGGAAGAAUAACUCCGGAUACUUUGGAAACAGAAAGGGAAUCAGUAUGGAAGACAAAAAAGUGAAAGUUCCUCCAAAUGUCAACCUUUCGUUAUGGGGAAAGAACACGGUAGAAAGCGAUGUUCAUCGCUUCAAUUCUCUUCCAUCAAAAAUUAGUGGUGCUCUCACUAGAGAACAGAUAUACUCCUACCAAGUGAUGUUUAGGAUUCAAGAAAUUACCAUCAAACUGCGCACAAACGAUUUUGUUCCACCCUCAAGGAAAAAUAGGUCGCCUUCUCCGCCUCCAGUUUACGAUGCCCAAGGCAAAAGAACGAAUACCCGUGAACAGAGGUAUAGAAAGAAACUAGAGGAUGAACGUAUAAAGUUGGUUGAGAUAGCCUUAAAGGCUAUUCCCUACUUUGUUCCUCCAGAUGAUUACAAAAGACCAACGAGAUUCCAGGACAAGUAUUAUAUCCCUGUGGAUCAGUAUCCUGAUGUCAAUUUCGUAGGUUUGUUAUUAGGUCCUCGUGGACGUACGUUAAGAAAGCUGCAAGAAGAUUCUAACUGUAAGAUCGCAAUAAGAGGAAGAGGCUCAGUUAAAGAAGGUAAAAACGCUAGUGAUUUACCUCCAGGCGCCAUGAACUUUGAGGACCCCUUGCAUUGUUUAAUUAUCGCAGACUCAGAAGAUAAGAUCCAAAAAGGUAUAAAGGUUUGCCAGAACAUUGUUAUUAAAGCAGUGACAUCUCCCGAGGGCCAGAAUGAUUUGAAACGAGGACAACUGAGAGAAUUAGCGGAACUUAAUGGUACUUUGAGAGAAGAUAACAGGCCCUGUCCAAUCUGUGGUCUAAAAGAUCAUAAAAGAUAUGACUGUCCAAAUAGAAAGACCCCAAAUAUACAGGGCAUUGUGUGUAAAAUAUGCGGACAAACCGGACACUUUAGUAGAGAUUGUACAUCGUCGUCUCAAAGAAUGAGCCGUUUUGACAGAAACGCCACCGUAAAUGAUUGUUCUUCAAUUCCAAGCAAAGACGUACACUAUAAUAACAAUACUUACCCAAAUCAAGCGCCAAAAAGAUCCCGUUAUGAUAACAAUUCGAUGGAUUCUCCUUCAAGAUUCCCAGCUUCUUCACGUUACGCGUCAACGCCUUCGCCACCUGCGUCACAUAUUUCAAGACAAGUUCAAAACGUAACGCCUACACCCCCCCCUGGCCUAACUUCGAGUAACUUUAGUUCUGGAGUUCCAGGAAUGGCUCCUCCGCCACUGCAAAGCUCUCCAGAGUCAGAGCAACCAAAUUUUUCCCUUCCUCCACCUCCUGGUAUAACUACAGUACAAUCCUCAAUUGUACCUCCUCCUGGGCUAAGCGGACCUCCAGGUUUCUCUAAUAAUACGGACGAUGACCUUAAGAAAACCAAACCUCCAGGACUUCAAGGGCCUCCCGGAUUAUAA